Molecule: messenger RNA, 504 nt
Organism: Thyridium curvatum
Lineage: Eukaryota; Fungi; Ascomycota; Sordariomycetes; Thyridiales; Thyridiaceae
Exons: 3
Coding region: 1-504 (167 amino acids)
Source: RefSeq, a predicted model, not a curated record
AUGGGCUUCCCCAAGCUAACCCCCGCUUUCACGGCUCAUGUCGUCAUCGACGCCCCCUCGCCCGUCGGCUCCACCAAGGCCGCGGGGCUCGUCCACGUCCCCUUCAUCCCCGGGCUCGGCACCUUCAAGUCCGAGCCGUCCUACGCGCUCCAGCUCGACGGCCAGAUCGAGCACGGCGCCGACUACAUCACCGUCGACCCCAACGGCACGCGGGCCCGCCUCGACGUCAACAGCCUCGUCAGGGACAAGGCCACCGGCGCCUUCGUCCGCGUCAACUACCAGGGCGUCAUCGACCUCACCAGCCCCGCCGGCAAGGUCCUCGGCGGUGCGGCCGAUGCCAAGACGACCGACUUCGGAGAUGCUUUCACCUCCUGGCAGCUGCAGUCGGGAGACGAGAAGCUCAAGGCCCUCGAGGAUAAGGUCUUCGUGGGCGCCGGCAGGUUCAUCCUCGAGCAGGGCAAGCCCGUCAUUGUCGAGUACAAGAUCAGCGAGGUCACGGUUUAG